Oppiella nova is the source of this 734-nucleotide messenger RNA. The record is from the annotation of a GenBank genome assembly. Lineage: Eukaryota; Metazoa; Arthropoda; Arachnida; Sarcoptiformes; Oppiidae.
ACGUUUCACUCUCUUAUCAAUUCACUGAUUACGACAAUACGAGUGAAACGUAUUGUGUUUUGCGUGUCGUUUGCCAUUCAUUUUGACACUAUUUUUGGACUCAUUUUCUUCACGUUUCUCUCAAAACUCAACCAUUUUUUGGCACUUUUUUCAUCAAAUAGUUUACAUUUUAUAGCAUUUAUUAGUGUUUAUUAUAAACACAUAAACGUGUGUUUGUGUCGUCCAUACAACCAACACAUCCAUUGUGUGCACUGAACGGCCAUUUCAUCUGAUAAUAGGAUCCGAGAACUGAGUGGACAAUGAAUUUCUUGCGAUCAAAUGCCACAACAGAAGCGCCACCGACGCCGACCCCACACUCGGACGUGCCCUGGCUUUUGACUACCGGAGCCAAAGUGGUCGCCACUAUCGCCGGACUCUUUGGUGUCGCGUCUGGAUUUAUGGGCGUAUUCUUCAACAUCUUGAGCCCGACGUGUAUUUUCGCGGCCGCUCUCCUCAUGAUUGAGGGCCUAUUGAUGGCGCUUCUGGAGGCGCCCUGUUUCUGCACAUUCCUCGACUUCGCGUAUAUGCCGUCCUCUUAUUUGGACGCAAAGCCCCAUUGGAUUAAAGCCGUCCUGUAUUUGCUGUUUGCGAUCAUUCCGCUGUCCUUUUGCAUUGGAUUCACGACACUCCUGGCCUGUAGUCUAAUAUUAGUGAGUUGUGGCCUAUAUUUGGUGAUGGCUUUGGGCAGAAAGUGA